This is a messenger RNA of Colletotrichum gloeosporioides, 1827 nucleotides long. RefSeq lists its product as uncharacterized. Gene Ontology annotation, molecular function: DNA binding; zinc ion binding. Gene Ontology annotation, biological process: DNA-templated transcription. The coding region runs from base 1 to 1827 and encodes 608 amino acids. Gene Ontology annotation, cellular component: nucleus. The transcript is spliced from 4 exons. The record is from RefSeq and is a predicted model, not a curated record. NCBI's taxonomy places the organism in Eukaryota, Fungi, Ascomycota, Sordariomycetes, Glomerellales, Glomerellaceae.
AUGCUGUGGUACCCAGCCAUCCUGCAGGAGAGCGUCUUCAUCAGCACGGGGUACCUCGAUCGCGCCGUCGCCAGCACCGUCCCCCGGCUUGUACGGAAAAACCCUCCUCAGAAGCCCGACCAUAUUGAAGCCUUCUUCGACUUGGUCUAUCCUAUCCCCUGCUAUGGCUUCAUCCACAAGGCCACAUUCUGUCAAAGUUGGGCACAAGACACCCACAACCCUCGACUUUUGAAGGCCAUGUGUGGUACGACAGCACGCUAUCUUGCCUCGGGAGAUCAAGGGCGUCUGCAACAAGCGACUAGAUGGAUACAAGAAGCGGAAAUGCAACUCUUCAUGCGACUGAGCGAGCCCUCGCUAUCGGAUAUUGAAGCACUAAUGCUCACAACUCUGGAUCAUAUCAUGGCCCGCCGUUUCAGUAAGAUGCUGAUAUCUGCAUGUCUUGCAGCCCGGCUAGCCUACAUGAUGAGGUUGAACUAUGAAGACAGCCGCCAGGGAUUUCUGAUGCAAGAGCGCCGCAGACGUCUUAUGUGGGCUAUUUUCACACUUGACACACUUUACUCUAGUGGUAGGGCUGAGUUCACUGGAUGCUCAAAAGAGACGAUUCACCUGCAACUACCAUGCAAUGAGCGGUCGUUCACUCUGGAUAUCCCUGUUAUGACGGAGCCCUUGUCACCUCCUGAAAUACCUACUACUUCUGAUCUGGGGCUUAUGGCAUACAACAUCCGGGUCCUGGACAUCCGAGAUCGCAUCCAGAGGCUCUCUCACAAGAUAACGCACCGUCGAAAACCACUCCCGGAAUGCAUCGAGCAGUUGAAAGGACUUGCUGAUGAGCUCGACAACUUACGCCGUUCAUUGCCACAACACUAUCACUUCGACAAGAAGAACUUGUUCCUUCGCGCAUACACUCCCCAAAGAACAUCAUUCGUCAUGUUCCAUGCGUGGUGGCAUCAAUGUCAGUGCGACAUGUAUCGAUUCACCAUUCCCGGCUUCCGUGAAGGACUGCCAUUCGAAGAGCUGCAAGGCCUGUCACCAGAACUUGUCGCUUAUUGCAGAGACCGCUGCCUUGAGCACGCGCUAGCUGUGUCGGCCAUAAUGGCUACAGUAACUGAAAUGGGGAAGGACAUCUUCAUUACCGACCCGUCCCUCGCCAUGUGCGCCUUCCAUUCCGCACGCGUUAUCUCCCGCCUUGGUUCACCGGAAUUCUCACGCUUACCAAGAGCGGUAUUGUUAGCCAAGCUUCAAGCUUGCUCGGAUAUCCUAGAAACUCCCUCCGAAGUUUACCCAACGACUAAGUUGCUCCGAGGGGGUAUAGCGGAUCUGAUUCACGAUGCCGAACGGGAUUCUGGGGACUCUAGCCCGCUGAGGUCCGACUGGGACUUAGAGAAGCACCAUGAAAAUAUCGGCGAGGUUGCUUCUGCGCCGGAUAGUACCGGCAGGGGCUCACGUGAAGUGUACUCCAAAUACAGCGUGACAGAUGAGAUACGCAAGCUCAAGUUCCAGCAAGAUGGCGAAGAUAAUGUUCAGCCAUACAUGGACGACAGUCGAGAGACGAGAGAUCAGCAUGAUAUGGCCCAUCCGCAUGCCUUCGGGAUGCCCGACAUCCCCAAGCCCGACGGCGCUCAAUCCUACAUGGCAAUACAGCAAGAUAUGACAGGGAAUUCGUUUGGGUUCCCGCCUGCUGGAUUUGGAGGCAACACUGCGGCGUAUGACGUUUCCAUGACACUGGGAUUUGAGCCAAGUUAUGAUGAAUGCCAGCCAGACCUGUUCUUGGACUCAUUUAUGCCGCUUCAGACUGACUGGAAUAUGGCCGAUCCUGGAUGCUUCUGA